AUGGAAAAGUUAAUUGACGAACUGAAUUCGACGAACGUAAAAUUGCGUUCGUACCAAAUCGAUGGAAUAAAAAAAAUUUUAAAUUGGUAUGAAAAUAAUCGCGGCGGUAUUAUCGCUGAUGAAAUGGGACUCGGUAAAACUUUCCAAGCGAUAUCGAUUUUAUCGAUUCUGAUCAAUCAACGAAAAUUGAAACCACAUCUGAUUGUUUGUCCAUUAUCAAUCAUAAAUCAAUGGCGAGACGAAAUAAAUAAAUUUUCAGCGCGAAAAUUAAAAGUCGUUAGGUAUACGGGCAAUUGCGAUGAAAGAGAUGCUAUAAGGAAGAAACUGAAUGAAACAAGUGAUUGGCAAAUAUUGCUAACGACCUUUCAAGUUUUCUACGUUUUAUUUCUCACCACACAUAUGCUUUUAAUUUUCUUCAUUUAUUCCGCUCAAUUGUUUUAUCUCGAAUUCUAUUCGCUGAUUUUCAGUAAUAGCGAGCAUAAAGCCCUCCACGGCUAUGUUCUAAAAGAUGCUGCUAUCUUCUUUUAUAAGAAUGCUUGGGAAUCGUUAGUCUUUGAUGAAGCCCAUCGGUUAAAAUCCUCCGAUUCAAUGUUGCAUUCAAUUAUCCAGCAGUUGUCAAUAAAAUUUAUUAUUUUAUUAACUGGCACUCCUAUUCAAAAUAACAUUGGAGAACUUUUUUCUCUGCUAUGUUUGGCCGAUUGCAAGAAUUUUUCGAUAGAUCAUAAAGAUGCUUUUAUUAUGAAAUAUGGUGAUGCAAAAAAUCAGCAAGCCCGUGCUGAACUUCAUGAUAUAAUAAACAGUUAUAUGAUACGAAGAACAAAGGAAGAAGUUAAUAUUGAUAUACCGAACUGUAUGCAGACUAUUCUAUAUCAUGGUAUAAAUAAUUUACAGAAAAAGCUUUAUAGAGCAAUACUUUUGAAGAACUAUGAAUUCUUUGAUUCACUUGAAUGCCAAUUGAAUAAAUCAUCUGAUAAAUACAAAGCAUCAUUGCUGAAUGUAUUAAUGCAACUUCGAAAAUGUGUAGCUCAUCCUUACCUUUUUUCUGGAGUUGAACCAGAACCUUUCGAAGAAGGCGAACAUAUUAUUGAAGCUAGCGAAAAAUUUGUAAUAUUGGAUCAUUUAUUGUCAAUAUUAUAUGUUGAAAAGCAUCGUGUAUUAAUUUUUUCGCAAAUGACUCGAUUGCUCGAUAUCGUCCAAGAUUAUCUUAAUUAUCGAGGAUUUUCAUAUGAACGUCUCGAUGGAAGUGUUCGUGAUAAAGAAAGAUUUAUCGCGAUAAAAAAUUUUGAAUCCAAUUCUUCUGAUAGUUUUUGCUUCUUAUUGUCCACCAAAGCUGGAGGAAUAGGUUUAAAUUUGAUAUCAGCUGAUACUGUUAUUUUCAUGGAUUCAGAUUUUAAUCCUCAAAAUGACGUUCAAGCAGCAUCUCGUUGUCAUCGUAUCGGUCAAACCAAACCAGUUAAGAUAUUUCGACUUGUUGCUAAACACACCGUUGAAGAAAUGAUAUAUUUUCGCGCCAAUAAAAAAUUGCAAAUGGCCAACAAACUUAUGGAAACCAAUUCUUCGCACACUGAGGAUAAGUUAACAGCAGCAGAAAUAACUGAUACAGUACUCCAUGGUUUAUCUCAUCUUUGUGAAGCUACAAAUAAAUUCUCAAUAAGCCAAAAUGAUAUAAAAAAAUUAAUUGGAGAAACAGAUGCUAACUCGCAUUGGAUUAUACCUUCAGUUCAGAAUUCCUAUACAAAUAAUAAAACGGAAAAUGAAAAUGUCGACAAUAUUUAUUUAUUUGAAGGGAGAGAUUACAAGAAAGAACGUGAAGUACUGAAAGAAAUUAUUGAAAGUGCUAAAAAUGAACUAAUAAACCAUAAUAAACCAUAUAAAUCUAAUGGUUUUGAAAAGCAAAUGAAGAUUUCUCUGAAGAAAUUGAGAAAACCUCUGGCUAAAGAACAAAUUGAAGCCAUUGUACAAAAGCGUUAUACAAGUUUAUCAUUGCCUGCGAUAUCGAGCAUAAGCGAAGAGUCCAAUGAUAUCGAAUCAUUUGAUUCUUAUGGUCCAUAUUUUAUUACUGGUGACGUUACUAAGCCUCAAAGAUCGUCUUCUGAUCAGUUUAAUCAUUUUAUAAUCGCACAUAUUAUAGAUAAUAGUGGUAUAUUUGGUAAUGGUGGAGUUUUCACUGCAUUGAGAAAAAAAAAUAUUUCUAUUGUCAAUGCAUAUCACAUGGCUUCAAAAAUGAAAGAUUUAUCUUUGGGUGAUGUUCAUUUGAUAGAGAAUAUAUCUAAUUCUCGGCAUGACUCUUGUGAGUAG
Molecule: messenger RNA, 2298 nt
Organism: Dracunculus medinensis (Guinea worm)
Lineage: Eukaryota; Metazoa; Nematoda; Chromadorea; Rhabditida; Dracunculidae
Source: the annotation of a GenBank genome assembly